Molecule: messenger RNA, 1125 nt
Organism: Chanos chanos (milkfish)
Lineage: Eukaryota; Metazoa; Chordata; Actinopteri; Gonorynchiformes; Chanidae
Gene: sp5a
Product: Sp5 transcription factor a
Exons: 2
Coding region: 1-1125 (374 amino acids)
Biological process (GO): regulation of transcription by RNA polymerase II
Molecular function (GO): DNA-binding transcription factor activity, RNA polymerase II-specific; RNA polymerase II cis-regulatory region sequence-specific DNA binding
Source: RefSeq, a predicted model, not a curated record
AUGGCAGCAGUGGCUGUACUGCGGAACGACACGCUUCAGGCUUUUCUUCAGGAUCGCACUCCGAACUCCUCACCAGAGAACAGCAAGCACUCGCCUUUGGCACUUUUAGCUGCUACUUGUAACCGGAUCGGACAUCACCACGGAUCAAGCACAGCGGACUUUCUCCAGGUUCCAUAUGACUCAACGCUUGGAUCUCCGUCGCGGAUUUUUCAUCCAUGGAGUAACGAAACAAAUGCACAAUCCGCUCUGUCGGGCAGUUCCUCUUUUGGACUACCGUCUAAGCCCCAGCUCCCAGCACACUUCCAGGGCUCCUACAGUUCGCACCACGAGCUUCCUCUUACUCCUCCAGCCGAUACCACAUACCCCUAUGACUUUUCUCCGGUCAAGAUGUUACCAUGCUCAAUGCAGUCUUUACAAUCAACCUGCCCACCAACAUACGUUCCUGCCGUAACGUACGGUGCGCCCGCUCCUAUUCCGCCUGCAAUGCCAGGCUUCGUGACGGGACAUUCAGGCCUCGUUCAUCAGCAGCAAAGGCAAGUGUCCCCAAAUUCUGGCGACGACAUUCCGUGGUGGAGCCUCCAACAAGGGAGUCCAGUGAACCACCCCUCCUCUCUCGGUCCUCAUCGCUUCUCUCUGCAGAGGAGCUUAGUUCUUGGGCACUCGGACUUUGCGCAGUAUCAGACCCAAAUUGCUGCCCUUCUCCACACCAAGUCUCCCCUCGCGACAGCACGGCGGUGUCGACGGUGCAGGUGUCCGAACUGCCUGUCCUCGGGCUCCAACGACGAGCCAGGGAAGAAAAAACAGCACAUUUGUCACAUUCCGGGCUGCGGAAAAGUUUACGGCAAAACUUCUCAUCUCAAAGCGCACCUGCGCUGGCACUCGGGCGAGAGGCCGUUUGUCUGUAACUGGCUGUUUUGUGGCAAGAGUUUCACUCGAUCCGACGAGCUUCAGCGACACCUGAGAACUCACACAGGUGAAAAGCGAUUUGUUUGUCCGGACUGUUGUAAGCGGUUCAUGAGGAGCGACCAUUUGGCAAAGCAUGUUAAAACUCACCAGAACAAAAAAAGCAAACCACACGACAAAACUGUGGAUCAUGUUAAAAGGGAGGACAUCAAAGACAUGUAA